Molecule: messenger RNA, 2910 nt
Organism: Cheilinus undulatus (humphead wrasse)
Lineage: Eukaryota; Metazoa; Chordata; Actinopteri; Labriformes; Labridae
Gene: ppfibp1a
Product: PPFIA binding protein 1a
Exons: 25
Coding region: 142-2811 (889 amino acids)
Biological process (GO): neuromuscular junction development
Cellular component (GO): presynaptic active zone
Molecular function (GO): protein binding
Source: RefSeq, a predicted model, not a curated record
CUUCAGUUCUCAGGGCGAUUCAAUGGGAAGGUGAACUCAAACCAUGAAGCUCCUGUGAGAAGUGUUUGGACUAAAGCUUCUGGAGAAUACGGGACCCCGCAUUUAACGGUUUUUGGUCGAAUUAAAUUCAUUGAGCUGAAGAUGAUGUCGGACGCCAGCGAGAUGUUGGCAGCAGCCUUGGAGCAAAUGGACGGAAUCAUAGCAGGCUCCAAGGCUAUGGACUACUCCAAUGGUCUAUUUGACUGCCAGUCGCCCACCUCACCUUUCUUGGGAGGCCUUCGGGUGCUUCACCUACUGGAGGACCUGCGGGGAGCCCUAGAGCUGAUGGACAAUGAGGAGAGGGAUAACCUGAGGUGUCAGAUCCCUGAUUCUACAGCAGAGAACCUGGCAGAGUGGCUGCAUGGCCGGCUGACAAAUGGUCACAGCACUGAGGCAGUCUACCAGGAGCGUCUGUCACGGCUGGAGAGUGACAAAGAGUGUCUUAUUCUUCAGGUAAGUGUUCUUACAGACCAGGUAGAAGUGCAAGGAGAAAAGAUACGGGACCUUGACACCUGCCUGGAGCAUCAUCGGCAGAAAUUAAAUGCUACUGAGGAGCUGCUUCAACAGGAGCUGUUGAACCGAUCAGCACUGGAGACCCAGAAGCUGGAGCUGAUGACCGAGGUGUCCAGUCUAAAGUUGAAGCUGACGGCUGUGGAGAGAGAUCACAGGGACAAUGAGGGCUUGUACCAGGAAGUUACGGACCUGCGGUUCAGGGUGACUGAUAUAGAGAAUGAAAGACUGCAGUGUGAGAAGAAACUCAAAGCUACAAAAGAGGAGCUGCAGCUCCUGCAGAGGCAGCUGGAGGAGCGAGAGGCAGAGCUGAGGAGACUAAAGGAUGAGAGCAGACUGAGGACAGAGAGCCACAGCACAGCAGAGGAAGGAGAGAGAGAUACAGAAGUGUUAAAGAUGAAGAUGGUUUUAGAGUCCCUGGCAUCAGCCAAUGAUGAGAAGGAACGAAGGAUAAAGGAGCUUGAAGAGUCGCUUACAAAGAGCAAAAACGUGCAGGAGCUGGUCAAAGAGAAGUUAAAGGAAGAUGACUAUGACGAUAUCCCUGAUGAUCCCUCUCUUCCUGUAUCCAUGGAGGUGGAUCAGGUCACUGUGGCGCUGGUGGGGGAGGCAGGAAGGAGCUCAGGCGAGUCGAUCCCUUGUAUAGCAGUUCUCUCUGAAAUGAAUGAGCUGGACAGAGAACGACAGCAGCAGGCAGCCCAAAGUUCUGCAGAUGUCCCACAGCUUAGCAGUACAGCUAAAACCAGCAGCUCAGAACAGGCCAAAAGUAAAACAGCAGCCACUUUCUCUCCCCAGAACAAAUCAAGUGAUGAUAGUUUUGGUACCAAGAAAACUCGUUCCUCUUUCGGCCGCGGCUUCUUCAAACUGCGAGGAGGCAAGCAGACGGCCAGCUCUCCGAACCUUGCUGAGAUCGAACAUAAAGGCACUGAGCACCUGGACUUGGCUGGUGUUCCUACAAAAAAAUCCCAUGAUGCUCCACAGCCAUCCUCACCAGAAACAAAAAAGAAGCCAAAAGGAUUCAGGAAGUUCUUUGGCAGACUAAAAAGAAGUCACUCUACCUCCUUCAACCUUGAUGAUGCAGAAAUGGAGUUCAGGAGGGGUGGAGUCAGAGCCACAGCUGGACCACGACUCGGCUGGUCACGGGAACCAAAACACAACGCUGUCGAUGUUCCCUUCUCACGCUGGAGUAGAGAUGACGUCUGCGGGUGGCUGCAUGAGCAGGGCCUCGGGCUGUAUGUGGCCCAGGGUCAGAACUGGAUCAAAUCAGGACAAACGCUGCUGCAGGCGUCACAGCACGAUCUGGAGAAGGAGCUGGGCAUGAAGCAGCCACUCCACAGGAAGAAGCUGCAGCUGGCUCUGCAGGCGCUUGGGUCAGACGAGGACGACCUAAAGGGCAGACUGGACCACAACUGGGUGACCAGGUGGCUGGAUGACAUCGGCCUCCCGCAGUAUAAAAGCCACUUUGAUGAGGCUCGAGUUGAUGGGCGCAUGCUGCACUACAUGACCGUGGAGGACCUGCUGUCUCUGAAGGUGGGCAGUGUUCUCCAUCACCUCAGCAUCAAGAGGGCCAUUCAGGUCCUCCGCAUUAACUCAUUUGAACCCAACUGUCUGAGGAGACGACCCUCUGAUGAGAACAACAUCACGCCAGCAGAGAUCUCCCAGUGGACGAACCACAGAGUGAUGGAGUGGCUCCGCUCGGUGGAUUUGGCAGAGUACGCUCCCAAUCUGAGGGGCAGCGGAGUUCAUGGAGGGCUGAUGGUGUUGGAGCCUCGAUUCAAUGUGGAAGCGCUCGCCCUCCUGCUCAACAUUCCUCCCAACAAAACCCUGCUGAGACGCCACCUGGCCACACAUUUCCACCUGCUCAUCGGCUCCGAGGCUCAGCGGCUCAAGCAGGACUGUCUGGAAAACCCAGACUACAGCGUCCUCACUGCCACUGCCAAGGUCAAGCCCAGACGUCUGUCAUUCGGAGGUUUCGGCUCUUUGAGAAAGAAACGCCACGAUGAUGGCGAGGAGUACGUCUGCCCCAUGAAUGUGGAAAUGCCCAAGAGCAGCAGCUUCCAGAGAGGGGUUCGGAUUUAUGAAGAGAACCUAGACCACCUGGAGCAGAUGGAAGACUCUGAAGGCACGGUGAGACAGAUAGGAGCGUUUUCUGAGGGAAUCAACAACCUGACGAGCAUGCUGAAGGACGAUGAGUUUUUCCAGGAGAUCUCAGUCUGCCCCCCGGAGGUCGACACUGCAGAGACAGAAACCUCUGGCUCCAUUUGAUCGAGACAAACUGUGCCAAAAAAAACUCCAACCAAGCUUUGAAGUAUCAUGUGAGGCCUUUAUCAGUGUUUCAGAAAUAAAUACAGCCAUAGACUUUUU